Aspergillus wentii DTO 134E9 is the source of this 1890-nucleotide messenger RNA. Its product is annotated as Zn(II)2Cys6 transcription factor domain-containing protein. Gene Ontology annotation, biological process: regulation of DNA-templated transcription. The annotation marks the transcript as partial. Lineage: Eukaryota; Fungi; Ascomycota; Eurotiomycetes; Eurotiales; Aspergillaceae. The record is from RefSeq and is a predicted model, not a curated record. Gene Ontology annotation, molecular function: DNA-binding transcription factor activity, RNA polymerase II-specific; zinc ion binding. The transcript has a single exon.
AAAUGUACAAACCAGCCCCUCCUAGACCAAAAAAGACAGACAUUGUACGCUCGCGUAAUGGCUGUAAAAGCUGUCGCAGCCGGAGAACAAAAUGUGAUGAGCAGAAGCCAACAUGCCGGACUUGCCUGAGACUAGGCAAGGUCUGUGAUUAUGGCCAGCCAAUCUUUAAGUUCCAAGUGAUGACAGUGAAUGAUUCGAAAUAUAAUGCGCCAGAAGAGUCGAGAAAGCGGGCAGAGGAAAGAUUGACUAUCCAAGUCCCCAGUAUACGAAACGAUAUGCUCAGAUCAUUGCAGACGACGGACCGAAAUGUCUUCUACUCGACGUAUUGGGAGGAUCGCUGUUUACCGGCCUUACAUCCAAUAUUUCACUCUGCUACUUUAUUAAGGACUGACCACCCCAUCCUCAACGAUGCCAUCCUUGCCCUGUCCUCUUGCAACAUCGGGCGUCUCCAUGCCGAACGCAAGACAUCAUCAACCGAGCUGAUGAGCCCAAGUCUCCUCCAUCAAACAAGAAGUCACUUUUACUACUCAUCAGCAAUCAAGAAACUCACCGCAAUGAAUUCAUUCGACUACUACCAUGACCCUACAGUCAUCCUUACCGUGCUCGUGCUAUUCGCCCAUCUCGAAUCCGCCAUGGGCAAUUUCCAAGGCUUUUAUUGCCAUGUACGAGGGAUGAUGAAUCUUCUGGAGGAAAGAGAAGGGGUUGGCGACGUGACUAUCAAGUCCCUUCUCACGUCGUGGAUGCAGAUUCGCUAUGUUGUAUGGUGGGCUCGUGUGUAUUUCAGCUCGCUGGAUAUAAGCCAGCAGAUCCCCUCUAUCACAUUGCCUAUUUUGUUGAGGGGGGCUCCUUGUACACUGCAUGAACGACGUGUUCAAGUCCUUAGCAUCAUGUGUGAGUCACAUCGGUUGAAUUUUAAGGUCGUGCUGCAACAUUUUAGGAAUUGGGGACUCGAAGGAAAAAGUGAGCUCGACGAGAGUUAUGCUGAUUGCAUAACCCGUCUGAGUCAAGAGGCUGCGUCAUUAGAUGAGUGGCUGUUACAUCUUCCACCAUCUGAACAGCCAAUCUACGGAGAUAAUGGCACAAUCCACUUCCACUCUCACGAUGCAGCGCUCAACUACGCAUACUAUACAGUAGCGCGCAUAAUGCAAUGCACCGGUCUCCUCCGCCUCCUUUGCAAUCAAGAUACUCAACUCCACGAACAAGAACACCAAGAAGAAUUCUGGGCCCUCCAACUCCUCAAAACAGCCCAAGGCAUCAACAUGCAAACCUCCCUCACCAGAAACAGCUACACAAUCGGCUUCUCGGGCCUCCUCCUCGCAGCCAUUCUUCGAUGUCAGAAUCUCUCUAUCGGACUCGAGAUUCAGAACUGGUUACAGACGUUAAAAGACCUACAGCCAACAGAGGAAGGCGCUUUUCCGGUGUAUCAGACAUUGAGCGUGGUCAAGGUCAUCAAUCAGCAGAGGAUGGUUGGGAGGGAUGUGUUUGCUGUUACGCAGCCGGUGGAUGAUGGUGGUGGGACGCCGAAGGUCACGGCGUAUAAUAGUCAGUUUAUUCGGAGUUUGGUGUUUUAUGGGAGAUGUAACCGGCUUGGGUGUCUGUUUGAGGAGUGUAUUGCUUUGGAUGGGUAGUUUAUAUACUCGGUUCGAAUUCCUGGGGGAUUGGGGGAGGUGAUGUGUGGUUUACCUUAUAUCAGAAAAGCAUACUGAGAAGUAUGAGCAUCUAUUUAGAUAUGAUACCCUUUGGACUUAUUAUGAUUUGUCAAUAUUUAUGCUAGUCUUCUAUCAAUAUUGGAUGGUAGUAGUAGUCUAUUUUGAUAAAUAUGUCUUGUUCACCAUACCCCACUAUUCACACUCAUCGCGAUAGAUAAUCCCAUGUAGCACAUCUCUCUCC